GGGUCAGGGGGGUUUUGGGGACCCCAAAGCUUUGGGGGUUCAGGGGGAUUUGGGGGACCCCAAAGUUUUGGGGGCUCCUGGUGGCUUCAAGGUCCCCAACACCCUGGAGGCCCCUGAUGUCCCGGGGGACCCCAAAGUUCUGAAGGACCCCAAAGCCUUGGGAGACCCCAAGGGCUUCUCUGCCCCGGGGGUCCUCAAUGCCCUGGGGGGCCCCAAAGUCCUGACGAACCCCAGCGUCCCGAAGGACCCCAGAGCCCUGGAGGUCCCCAACAGGUUGGGGUUCUCCAACACCUUGAGUGACCCAGUUGACCCCAACGCCAUGGAGGUCCCCAAGGGUUUCCAUGACCCGGGGGUCCCCAACGCCCUGGAGGUCCCCAACACCCUGAGGGACCCCAAAGGCUUUCGUGACCCAGGUGUCCCCAAUGCCCUGAGGGACCCCAAUGCCCUGGAGGUCCCCAACACCCUGAGGGACCCCAACACCCUGAGGGACCCCAAAGGCUUCCAUGACCCAGGUGUCCCCAACACCCUGAGGGACCCCAAAGGCUUCCACGACCCAGGUGUCUCCAACGCCCUGGAGGUCCCCAAAGGUUUCCAUGACCCGGGGGUCCCCAACACCCUGGAGGACCCCAACUCCCAGGAGGACCCCGACGCCCGGGUGGUCUUCGUCCUCCCUGCCUUCGAGGUGCGGGCUGGGACGGCGUUACCGGGCUCGAAGGCGGAGCUGCUGCGCCUGUGGGACGCGGGGGACGCCCGUCCCUUCUACGGGACCUUGUGCCCCCGCUGCCAGGCCCCCACCGACUUCGGGCGCUGGCGGGCGCUGCCCCCGCCCCCCCGGCUGCGCGUGGCCUACGAGGUGCCCUGGAGGGACCCCUGGGAGCCCUUUUACGUGGCCCCGGCCCGGGGGGUCCCUCCCUUCGACGAGAGGUUCCUCCAGUACGGCUUCAACCGCAUCAGCCAGGCCUGUGAGCUGCACAUGGCCGGGUUCCGUUUCGCGGUGCUGGACGGGGCCUUCGUGGCCCACCGGGGCUUCAAGGAGCCCGGGGGGUUCCACGGGGGCCGCGAGGCCGAGCUGGACCACAACCGGCAGCUCUUCCGGAGCUUCCGCGCGGAGCUGCCCCGGCGCUACCCCGGCUCGGCCCGGCGCUGCUGAGACCCCCCGGGUCACCCUCACCUGGGCACCUGGCCCUCCUGGGGACCCCCAUGGACACCUGACCCACCUGGGGUCACCUGAUGGACACCUGACCCUCCUUGGGAUCC
Molecule: messenger RNA, 1257 nt
Organism: Neopelma chrysocephalum (saffron-crested tyrant-manakin)
Lineage: Eukaryota; Metazoa; Chordata; Aves; Passeriformes; Pipridae
Gene: B4GAT1
Product: beta-1,4-glucuronyltransferase 1
Exons: 2
Coding region: 320-1150 (276 amino acids)
Molecular function (GO): glucuronosyltransferase activity
Source: RefSeq, a predicted model, not a curated record